CUGGGAUCUCGUUCAUCAAGGCCAAGGGCAUUCACUAAUCGUUUCUCUUCUUCCCUCUUUUGUUCUCCCGCGUUAUUGCUUUCUAUCCUCUUUUGUCAACCCAUCCUUCCAUCAAAUAUCAUUCAUAUCGAACGAUGUCCGUUUCAUCCUGAAAAGGCCUUGGUAUGGGACGCAAGCUGUCACUCACAAAUCUCGCCCUGGCAGUCGGUCAGGAUGCCAUCCCCACACAAGAAUAUUCGUCGCCAUCGCUGUCGGCCAUGUCGCACCCCAGCUCUUCCCCUGACUCCACCACUACUCCCAGCAAUAGCCACUCCAAUGUCCACAUCUCGCCACUUAAUGCCCAUUCAAGCGAAUCUGACCUGCUUUCAAUACACUCUUCAGUGCUUGCGACAAUGGCAUCCACUCCAAUUCGAAGCCGUUCCUCUUCUCCAGUCAGCAACGGCCUGAUCGCUGGUGCGAACAGCCAUUUAAAUUCAACCGCAUCAGAUCAAACGACUCCAAGGACUUCUACACCAGCAGCGGGUGCCGCUUCCAGCAGGGCACAUGAAUAUAGCUCAGACCCGAGAGCGUCAACCGUGACGACGGAUACCACGGCAACAUUGCUGGCAUCUUCGCUUGUUUCCUCCACAUCGUCAAUUCUGAAUGGAAGCUAUCAAGCUGAUUCACCUGACACUGUUGAGGUUCCCGCCCAACAAGCGCAUUUUCUAAUAGAGACGCCUUCAAGAGCCGACUCGUGUCGUCCGACAUCGAUGUACUCGACCACAACAGAUACCACGGCAGCGACAGGGAGUCGUUAUUCCGGCGAGAAGAAGUAUAGCGAUGCCCCUAUCAGACCGUCAGCGAGACGACAGCGAUCCCGGGCAACGGAUAUCCUCCUGAACUUGGAGUCUUCCUCGAAUGACGCACGGUUUCAAGAGAUUCUGCACAACUCAAUAGCGUUAGAUCAUUUCCGGCAGUUUUGUUUCCAAGAAUACUCGAUCGAGAACUUGCUGUUCUGGAUGGAUGUUGAGCUAUUUGCGAAACCGAGCAAGGAAUUUCUGAAGAUGGGACGAAGGAGUAAGCCGAUGGACCAAAGUGAUGAGAAGGAUGAAGACGAGAAGGAACAGGAUGAUCUAGGGGCGGACAAGACACAGGAAAUGAGUGCAGAGCAGUUUGGAGUCCAGCAUGCGCGGUAUAUCUAUUUGACAUAUAUUGAUUCAUGUGGGCCGCUGCAAGUCAAUCUGAGUGAUGAGAGUCGAACAGACAUCCCCUGGCCUAUUCUGGAUUACGAGUCACCUAAUGUACUGUCGAUGCCUUCGUCUGUGGCGCCUUCACCUCGGCCUAUAGAAAAGAAGAAGGGCGGAUACCGCUGGGGGUCGUUGAGCAAGGAUUCGAGGAAGGAAGAGAGGCGACAGGGAGAAGACGAUGUCGUGGGAUGGCCACUAGAUCGACACAUGUUUGAUGGCGCUCAGGAGCAUACGUAUCAACUCAUGAAGGGACAUACCCUCGUGCGGUUCGAGGAGAGUGAUCUGUGGAAAGCCACCGAGAAGAUCAAACGUGAACAACCCGACGAAUACGCCAAGGCAACGUUCCAAGGUCCCUUCAACUCGCACUAUCGCCCCAACAAGUCCGUCAUCCUUUCUACUGUCGCUCGCUCUCGAUCUCGCCACCCGUCUGCCCGACCACUGACACUGUACAACUGGAACAACUCGACCUCGGAUCUGGACCGGUCUCGCGAUAAGGAAGAGGCCCUGGCCGAAACGAUGAGCCAGUAUUUUGGACCCAUCCCUACAUCAAUUCGCCAUCCCAGUCGUGUUAUCCUUGGUCUAGGCAGAGCGGACGAUUUCGGUGAUGACGAAUUCGAGGAUUCUGACGACUUUGAGAACUGCGCACCCAACGGCAGAAACCUGAGCAACAUAAGGGCUUCAGCGAACAGUGUUGCUGCCAGAGCGGCUGGUGGUACUAGGCGGCACUUGUUCUCCAAACGGCUGAACGAUAAUAUCGUGGGACGGAAGGGGAAUUCCAACUUGAGUGAGGAUAUGAUGGACCUUUAUGCCGAUGAUCAUUAUCGCAGUAGCCAGGACACGGUCGAGAUCGAAUCGAUCGAGAAUGGAAAGCGGACAACGCGCUGGAUGGUAGCGGGGUACUUUAGCGACCACGUCCGAUUGACAGCUGCGCAGAGGAAAAGACUGCUGAGGAGGAACAACAAGCUGACAAAGUUCUUUGGCUCUCGCGUUGAUGGCACGUUGUGUCCGGUGGAGGAGAUCACGGAGAAUGGAGUGAGUCGUGUGGCCUUGGCGGGACCGAGUUCUGCACCAACGAUGGGGUCCCCGUUGGCAUAUGCGCUUUCGUCGUCGACGAUUCAUGACAUGGAUAAGAAACACAUGAGCAAGCUCAGAGGGAAUGGUAAAUCCAUAAAGAUCAAGAGGAACAUGAUGGGAAGCGGGAGCGAGGUGCUCUUGCUGUCGCCGGGCGAAGGAGUUACGAACAAGCCAAAGUCGAGUAAUCUGCUACAGAAAUUCAGGAGGAGUUCGCCAGAGCUGGAGGACGAGAGGGGAUACAUGGCAUUCCAGUCUUUGGCGAGUUCUCGACAUCCUUUUGACGCCAGGCGCUCACCUACGUCCUCCAGGGGGUCGAUUUUCAAGAAGACCGGUGAAAAGGACGGACCUGGCCACUUCAGGUCCAAGACCGCCACAGAUCUACAGCACCAUGAGAGGCGGAUCUUGGCACAUCCGCACCCGCUUUGGAGUGGAUCGCUUUCCGAUCAGGAAGGUGUAUCGUCUUCAGCGUAUGAACGACGCCGUGGUAUGUCAAUUCUCAGCAUCAUGGGUAACAGCAAUCUAGGCGGCUAUAGUGGUGGCGGGGUGGCACCAACGACACCAACUAGCGCGAUGAUAGGGCUGCAUGCUUGGCACAAAGUUGGGGCUGAUCAGGCUGGUGGCGCAUCACUGGAUCGACAGGCCAUGUACUCGAGGCGCAAGAAGGCAGACAAGCUGUCGACGUUCUUUGGAGCACAGUUGACAACACUGGAAUUAUCCUCACAGCUGCCGAUGGGCCAGGAGGACAGUAUGGUUGGAUUCUCACAGCAACAGCAUCGCAAAGCUAAGAUUGAUAGGAUGUCGAGCGAUAGCAACCAGCAGCAGUCCAAGAGGAUUGGCGGGGUGACGGUUUCGUCUGUGAACCAAUUGUCGGACAGAGAGCGAACAGCCCUGUGGAAACGAAAUAAGAAGUUGCGUGGUCUAUUGGGAGAGUCCUUGCCGGAGACUCAGGUCGCGGCUGCGUUGACCCGUCCGGUACUGUUCUCGUCCAGAUUUAAGGGCAUAGGCGCUCAAGGUAGACGGACCAGUGCUGGAAAUAGAGUAGUGAGAAGGAGGCGGCAGAGUUCGGUGACUAGUAAGGCGGGAUCUCGUCAUGGUGCUGAGGAUGAAGAUACUGCUAGCGAUGAUGGACAAAGCGAAGAUGAUGAAGAGGAAGAAGAAGGUGACGAGGACAUGGAUGCGCUUCUGGAUGCAAGUUCUGGAGCCAGUCGUACUAGCAAGGGUAAAGGCAAGAUCCCGAAACGCAGCGGUGUCAGAUCACGCCGUCUAUCUACGGUAUCAGCUUCUCCCAGGAAGGGUUAUCAGUCUCGCCCGUCAAGAGUUCACCGUUCAAGCCUGACUCGCCUAACUAGCCAUCAAUCCCUGCGCUCUUUCCUGAGUAUUGACUCCUUAGUGACCGCCGGCGCGCUUCAAGAUGAUGAUGACUAUGACCAAGAUUUUGCCACUGGUAUUCCGCCAUCGCCUGGCAUUAAGAAAGGCAGCAUCCGACCCUUCAGUCAAACGGAUCUGAGCGCCAACGCCCAUGUUGUCGGAUGCGUGGCUGGCAAUAACCGCAGUCCUAAGAAGGUAGGCAUGAGUCGAUACCAUCGCAAGAAGAAGAUGGACAAGAUCCAUCAGUUCCUCGGCGAUCGUGUACCGGAGCAAGAUCUAUGGAUGGGCACCGUAGGCCGCGAGAGGACUCAAGAGAUGUUGGACUUGAAUCUGCUUUCUCCGACGAGCUCUGUUGGAUCCGGCUCGCCAUCUCUGUCAUCGCUCGAGAGGCAUGGAUUUCAUGCUGGGCGGAGCAGCUGUGGGAGUACUGGUAAGGGCAAGACGGCAGAUCUGAGGGCGGCAGUGACAGGAUCGGCAGCAGCUUUUGGGUCAGCGCCCGCGAGGGUGACGACAGGAGGAAAGGAUGAGUCAGCAAAGAUGGAGAGAUUGCUGUCGGAUCCACGGGGAUUGGGCAUGGGGAGGGGAAAAAGCGAAGGACUGGCCGAGGACCUGAAGCAGCUGCAGGGACAGUCAGUGAAACAAUGCUUCACCACGACAGGUCGACUUCGACAGCAGCUUGCCUCACCUAUCCCACCACCACUAUCUACGUCCAAAGGUGAGAGUAUGUCUGGAAUUGGUCAGUUACUCCAUGCGGACGCCAACGUCAACGCCAACAACAACAACAGUGCGGACGCGGGCUGUAUCUCUUCUUCAUCAGCUACUUCGGGUCCUGCAUUGCCCCUGUCCCCGUUGACUACCACAACGACUGCAGAAAAUGACCUUACAUCAUUUACGCUCGUGCAAGAUUCGCGAUAUGAUAAUGAUUCGGGCGACGAUAUUGCGGCGGCACAGAUCUUGCCGCGAUUACGAGCCAUGUCUGGGAAGGACCAGGAGCGGUUUUUGAGACGGGCAGAGAAGCUCGAGAGGUACUUUGGACAAUUCCCGCCGUCGGUGUUUUUGGAGAACAGUUUGAAGUCGAAGUCAUCGUGCACUGGUGAUUCACGAGUGGCGAGCGCAGGAUCGGAGGGGAGGAAGAAGGAAGAGAAGGGGCAGCGGCUGAAGAAGGAUCAGUUGUCGAAGAGAUCGUUGAGUGAGGAGGUUGAGGACAUGGUCGAGUCGCUGGGGGUUACGGAUACGAAGUUCUAGGUAGAGCUGUGAGCAAUUUUGACAUAUCUAGAAAUACAAUACCCUACUCUCAACGAUUAUGUAUACAUACAUCAAUAUAUCCCGCGAAUAACAGCAAUUCACAC
Molecule: messenger RNA, 5017 nt
Organism: Gamsiella multidivaricata
Lineage: Eukaryota; Fungi; Mortierellomycota; Mortierellomycetes; Mortierellales; Mortierellaceae
Exons: 2
Coding region: 165-4913 (1582 amino acids)
Source: RefSeq, a predicted model, not a curated record